GGCAACAAGAUUUGGUCAGCCUUGACUUCGCUCUUGAUUUUCCUUGCUUGCCUUCUUUUGUAGAGGUGGGGGAGAAGGGGGGCCAGCUCUCCAUCGGGCAGAAGCAACGGCUGGCCAUCGCCCGGGCCCUGAUCCGUGACCCGAAGGUCUUGGUGCUGGAUGAAGCCACAAGUGCCUUGGCCCCCGAGAGUGACGCUGCGAUCCAGCGGUCUGUGCAGACCAGUGGAGCCCGGACGGUGUUGGUGAUUGCUCAUCGGAUGCAGACGGUGGAGAACGCAGACAAGAUUGUGGUGCUGGAAGGAGGAGAGGUUGUGGAAGAAGGGACUCACACGGAGCUGAUGGGCCGGCAAGGCCCCUACUAUAGAUUGGUGGAAAGGUCCCAGGCGGAGUGACUUCCGGAGUUGCAACGGAGAUGCUCGGCCACAGGAUCCACUGCUUUUGUAGAUGCCAAAUGCAUGAUUGGUUGGGGAAAUAGACAACAGCACUCUCUUAGGGAAAGAGAGUGACCCAGAAGCUGGCCUGUCUAGCAGCUCUUGGCCAGUCAAGGGUUGCUGAAUUGCACCCAUUUGGAGGAAGAGGAGGCUGUCUUUCUCAUCUGGGCACAAUUCAGGUGGUGUUAAGUAGCAACUUGGGCCCUGGAAACUCCAUAGUGAAAGAUGCACAAUCCCAUUUCAAGCAACUCUUUUGUUUAGCAAUGACACCAAUACCCCAGAUUUUCCUUUGUUUGAAUUUAGUAUGUGAGACCUUUUUGUACAACCUGCUCUUUUGUCACACUUUUUAAUAUUGGUUGCAGAAACUUGACUUCCUCUUUGUUUUGCUAAAUAAGUAUCUCUGGGAUCCCUUUUAGUCCUUGCAAAUCUGUAUUUGGAUGGAAGUCACACAGAUAGGUCUUGUUUAGCGCGGUUACAGAAUUCCCACAAAAUGGUUGCGUCGUUCAAAUACUACUGAAGGUGAUGUUUCUAUGGAAAACAGGGUAAUGACUUUUAGUUCAACGGAAAUA
Messenger RNA from Notechis scutatus (mainland tiger snake), 1000 nucleotides. NCBI's taxonomy places the organism in Eukaryota, Metazoa, Chordata, Lepidosauria, Squamata, Elapidae. The record is from RefSeq and is a predicted model, not a curated record.